CGUCCCCAGAAUCCAAUCUGGCCGAUUCUUGAAUCCAACUGGUGUACAGCUCUUUAUCGAAACCUAUGCCACCAAUCACAUCAAAGAAUUGGUCUUUUUCCUUCUCGUUUUACAAAAUCACAAAAUAUCAAAAAUCAAUUCUUUAUUGCAGAAACCAAAAUUUGAAUCUUUGGGGUUGGGGAAACAAUGACAGAGGUCCUCCAUUCGUCUUGCUCCUCUCCAUCGUCUUCUCCUACAGUAUCCGCACCCACCCGGGCAUUGUCUUUUGAGGAUGAGGAAAUAGAUAAGGAGAGAGAUCAGUUGUCUCUGUUGGCCAUUUUGGUGACUUUGUUCAGAAAGAGUUUCUGGGUGACUUGCAAGACUGAUAAUGGGGAGCUCUGUGGUCCUGCCGCCGCCGGGGGGAUGGAGAUUGGAUGGCCUACUAAUGUGCGCCACGUGGCUCAUGUUACCUUCGAUAGAUUCAAUGGAUUCUUGGGUCUGCCUGUGGAGUUUGAGCCCGAGGUUCCCAGAAGAGCCCCUAGUGCAAGCACUACUGUUUUUGGAGUGUCAACGGAAUCUAUGCAAUUAUCAUUCGAUUCCAGAGGGAACAGUGUUCCGACUAUUCUCCUGCUGAUGCAAAGGCGUCUAUAUGCUCACGGGGGCCUGCAGGCUGAAGGAAUUUUCAGAAUAAAUGCAGAGAACGGCCAGGAGGAGAAUGUAAGAGACCGGUUAAACAGUGGAGUAGUUCCAGAAGACAUUGAUGUACACUGUCUGGCAGGCCUCAUUAAGGCUUGGUUUCGAGAACUCCCGAGUGGGGUGUUGGAUUCUCUUUCUCAGGAGCAGGUAAUGCAAUGUGACUCGGAAGAGGACUGUGUGGCGCUUGUGAGACUAUUGCCUGCCACGGAAGCUGCUCUGCUCGACUGGGCCAUCAACUUGAUGGCUGAUGUUGUCCAAGAAGAACAUCGAAACAAGAUGAAUCCACACAACAUCGCAGUGGUGUUUGCCCCUAACAUGACACAGAUGGCAGACCCAUUGACUGCAAUGAUGUAUGUAGUCCAGGUGAUGAACUUCUUGAAGAGACUUAUCGAGAAGGCAUUACGGGAAAGAGAAGAUUUCCUUGCAGAACUAUAUCCGACUUUCAGCCUCGAGCCAUCUGGUGAGAAUGGCCACCAAAGUCCACCACAGCUUAUCCUGGGGAAAAACGAAAAGUCAGUUGAAGGGUUGGCAGAAGUGUUCUCCGAAAAGGAACCCUACCCGGAGAGUUUUUCUGAUUCUAAUGAACUUUCUAACCGCCAUUCAACUUCUACGGAGGAAUCUGAUACAAGCGGGUUCAGUGUCCACACUAUGACGAAUGCAAGAGAAGCUGGUGUCUUGAAUUUCGUGCUGAAUGAAGAGCAGACAGACCGGAAAGUAGGCCGGUCUAACAAUUAUAAGCAGGGUAAUGGCCCCGUGACAGUUAAUGUGCUUCGGGCUGUUGUUCAAUCUCUAGGAAUCGAUGUUAAAUUCCAAGGAAUUAGCCAUUUCAGCCGAGUCGAUUCCAUUUCAGAGCGGGUUGAGACCUGGAGAUGAAGAAAGGCAUUAUAGCUUCCAGUCUUCUGUUUGAUUCUGAAAUUUGUGGAUUGGCAUUUGUUUGAUUCUUUAAUUUGUGGUGGCUGUGAAGGUUUGAUUAACUUGUUGCAGUUUCAUGUACAUCAACAUUCUGCUAACUGAAUACUAGAAUUCAAUUCGAUCUCAUGUUUUGGUUUGACUCUCCAUCUAUUAUGCAACAAUAUUGUCAUGA
Messenger RNA from Ipomoea nil (Japanese morning glory), 1759 nucleotides. Its product is annotated as rho GTPase-activating protein 5-like. The coding region runs from base 187 to 1548 and encodes 453 amino acids. NCBI's taxonomy places the organism in Eukaryota, Viridiplantae, Streptophyta, Magnoliopsida, Solanales, Convolvulaceae. The transcript is spliced from 5 exons. The record is from RefSeq and is a predicted model, not a curated record. Gene Ontology annotation, molecular function: GTPase activator activity. Gene Ontology annotation, biological process: signal transduction.